Annulohypoxylon truncatum is the source of this 1994-nucleotide messenger RNA. RefSeq lists its product as uncharacterized. The record is from RefSeq and is a predicted model, not a curated record. The coding region runs from base 149 to 1864 and encodes 571 amino acids. NCBI's taxonomy places the organism in Eukaryota, Fungi, Ascomycota, Sordariomycetes, Xylariales, Hypoxylaceae. The transcript has 2 exons.
GUCAUUGCUGCAGUGCAACUCACAGCCUGGGAGAAAGAAACAUUCGCUGAGCCCAGCUCCCCCCCCCGACUCGGGAUCAUGGGCUCCUUGCUUUCCGACCGCGUGUAUAUCGGCAUACGGUGAAGGUUGGGAUACUGACCGGAAACCCAUGGGCCUGCACGAGGCGCGAGUAGGGAAGUCGGACGCGAUGGGCCGCGAUCUCGUCCACUUGAUUCGGAACCCUCAAUUAUCGCCCGAUUCUGUGGACUCGAUCCUGAGUCCCAGCGAAUACAGACAAGAAACCUCCCCGGUACCGUUUGAGGCUGCUCGCGACUACUCGCUAUCAUGGACCGGCGAGCCACUUGCGCAGACGCCGGACGAUGUCGACUCGCCCGGUAGCUCCGUGCAGACGCCGCCAAAUAGUUCUAAUAAGCGCAGCCAUCGUAAGAGGACGCAUAGCCCCGAUGUCUGGGAAGCGCACAAGGCGGAGAUAGCCCGCCUCUAUCUAGACGAGAAUAAACGUCUCAAGGAUGUAAUGGAAAUCAUGGAGAGCCAAUGGGGAUUUCGCGCAUCCCAAAAGAUGUACAAGACGAAGCUCACGCAAUGGAAAUUCUUCAAGAAUAACCGCCAGGCUGACGUAGCAAACUUGCUCUACUUACAGCGUCACCGGCUGGCCAUCGGCAAGGAGAGUACUUUUCGUAGGAAUGGCAAGCCGAUCGAUGUGGAGGCGUAUAUGAGAAGAAGGGGGAUCAGUGCCUUCGAUCUAGUCGAGGUGGCCGACUCUGGCGAUCUGCCACCGACGGUUAGAUGUCGUACGCCGCCUUCGGUCCCAAAGAUACUAGAUCCCCCAGACGACCUUCGUCUCAAGGAGAGGUUCUUCCAGUGGACCUCGCAGAAAUUUGUUAAACCUCGGCCGAUAGAGUCGGGCUAUCUGAAGAGGCUCGACUCACAUCACGCGAGCAAGGCGUUGCAUUCCGUCCAGCUGCUCACCCAUGGAUGUUGGCUAUUUUCAACUGGUCGUAAUCGAGAGGCCGGGGACUUCUGUCGGGGAGCCUUCGCCCUACUUCAUCAUGUCCUCGAGACGUCCGCUUUCCUUUCCUUCUUCGAGAUGAUGAUGGCGAUCCGCAGGUAUCCCAACGCAGAAAUUAUUAAAGAGCUUUGGAGUUAUCUGUCGCGGUACGCCGCCGCGAUUGAUGGGGUGAACCAGCCGCUGCAUCGGGUAUUGGCUGCCUUUUCCAACUUUUCGCAGCAGCACGGCUUGGUGCACAACAUCGAUAUUUUGGACUGGGCGUUGCAGUGGGCCUCGGGCAGAUUUAAUAGUUCCUUUGAUGGCAAGGCGUUUGACUAUACCAUGCUCAAGCCGUGGGAUCUCGUGCCCGUAGGAAAUUCGUAUCAUCGAUAUUAUCUAUGUCUAAACCACUGGGAAGUCGAGUCUAUACCCACCGUAACCAUACCGAGCCUGGACGUGUACGAAGACCCUUCGAAUUUGCGAGCCGACUUGCUACUCAUUUUUGGUAACCAGAGUAGCUGGCGCGACGACAGGAUCUCGAAGGUCGCGUUGAAAGUGCUCGAGCAGAACAGGUCGUCUCCCAAGCCUUCGGAUUAUCUCGAAUUUGUCUGCCUCUACUCCACGGCCCAGCAUAGCAAAGUACGAUCCGCCGGUGAAGAUCCCACGACAAGCAUCGACCACAAGUUAGCUAGAGAAUACCUACAGCUGGCCGCGGAUCUUCAGAAGCGGGCUUGGCCGCCGGGGAAGAACUAUUACGAGACGCUGACGCUCCUCGAGUGCUGGUAUCGAGAAGCAGGCGACUAUGAGUCCGCAGAGGCUACGCGAACGAAACGUGACCAGGAUUGCGUGGACGUAUUGAAAACUUUGUCUAAAUGAAAAAAUACCCCGACCUCAGGGUCAUGUGGCGUUUGUAGGGUUAUGUUAUGAGAUAGGCAGCUGUCGUGUUAUUGCUUGACGUUAAAUUAUUCAGUUGGGAAUAAUGCCCGAGAUGGAGGGCAAUGCGCAA